Cucumis sativus (cucumber) is the source of this 468-nucleotide messenger RNA. RefSeq lists its product as uncharacterized. Gene Ontology annotation, biological process: cytokinin biosynthetic process. Lineage: Eukaryota; Viridiplantae; Streptophyta; Magnoliopsida; Cucurbitales; Cucurbitaceae. The transcript has 2 exons. The record is from RefSeq and is a predicted model, not a curated record. Bases 1 to 468 code for a protein of 155 amino acids.
AUGGAACCUUCACAAAUUUUUGGAGUUUCAGAAGAAUGUCACAGCAGUGAAUCUGGUUGGACUAUGUAUAUUGGAUCUCCUGCUAAUGAUGAUUCAAGCGAUGCAGCUUCUGAUGAUGAUGAUGAAGAUGAAGAACAUAAAGGUUAUUAUUAUGCAGCAAAUAACCAUAAUGAUAGUGAUGAUGAUUCCAUGGCUUCUGAUGCUUCUUCAGGUCCAUGUCAUCAAAAAGGUAAUCAUAAUCCAUUUAAAGGGAUGAAAAAUCCCAAUGGUGAAAUGAAUUUUUGCUUAGAAACAACCAGAACUGUUAGGAAGCCAUUAAUGGAAAAGAAGAAGAAGCAAAGAGCUGAGAGAAAAGAAGUCCAAGUAGGACAAAAGCCUAAAACUUCAGUUCAAAGCAGUUCUAAGGCUGAAAAAAUGAACACAUGGAAAAACAUGAGCUGUUUCUUUUACAAGACAAUAUUUUGGUAG